CUUUACGAUUGUGUGUAUGUGAAAACCCGUGAAACGACGUAGUUGUGAUCCUGCGUCUAAUUGUGGCUUUUUGUUUCGGUUUAUUUGAAAAAAUUCCUGCGGUCAAAUUUGGUCAAGUUCGGGCGUGCCCUCAACCACCGCCGCAUUCCAUUCCACAAAACGAUUUGCGCCACUGUGUCCUUUUAAAUAAAUUGUCAAAUGUUAAUAAUUGCGCCCCAAAUCAGUUCAAAAACAAGUGUAACCCCCCACGGAGGGCGUCAUCUCCCCGCAAAAAUAUUAUGAAGCCUUGGAAUCUCCCCGUUUGAAAUCCAGCAGCAGGUGUUAAAAGACCAUUUCAAGAAUGAAAGGAGGUUAGGAAUGCGGGCAAUCGCCCAAACAAAUCCAGCCGAACAACAUGCGAUGAUUCGUCCGGAGUCAUGGCAGAAUUCUUGCCAUUAUGCGACCUCCUCUUCAACGUAGUCUCCCUCGCUGCAUACUUCUGUGAUUUGGUCUUCGACAUCCUCAUGGUCUACGCCUUGUACGAGCGCGGCCUCAUGCUCCUCUUCGCCCAAUGCCUCGCAGCCAUCGUCGUCACCACCCUCGUCACGCAGAUCCUCUCCCUCCACUGGUACCUCUCGAAGAAGCCCUCGGGGCUGCCCAAGCUGCUUGUCGUGCUGCUGCACGUCCUGCAGCUGGGGGUACUGUGGCGGUACGGCCGCCUCCUUGUACCUGUUCAUUUGUCUAGUGUAAAGCGCGAAGUCCGCGACUUGUGUAUAUUGCGGCUGGUGCACGGGUUCCUGCAAGCCGCGCCCAUGCUCCUCCUCCAGCUCAGCCUCCUGCCGGGCACCACCCAGGGCCCGCCCUCGAACCUCGUCACGGUGUCGGCGGCCCUGUCGCUCUUCUCCGUGUGCUGGGCGCUCGCCUCCUUCAGCAAACAUGUACAAAGCGUCGACAGGCUAGUCCUUACGUGGCUGGGGGUGGUGUCCCAGCUGCUGUGGAGGGCGGGCACGGUGACGGCCCGCGCGCUGGCGCUCUCCGCCUACGCCGCCAGCUACCACUCGUGGGUGUUCCUGGUGCUGGCCUUGCACUGGGCCUGCAUGUUCCUGUGGCUGCUGUCGCCCCGGAGCCCCUUCCACGGCCAGAGAGGCCGCAAGCUGGGGGUGUGCGCCCUCAUGGCGGCCAUCUACAUCCUCGCCUACGUCAACCUCCAAGAGAAGCCCCACGGCCGCACCAUGACCAUCUUCUACGUGGUGAUGCUGCUAGAGAACUGCCUCCUAGUGGGGGCGUGGUUAGCGGCGGUGUGGCAGCUCCGCCCACUGCACUGGGAGCUCGUCCCCAUCCUCACCAUCGUGCUCUUCGCAGCCGGGAUCCUCUUCAUGCUCUUGUACUACAAGUUUUUUCACGUCAAGAGGUUGCUAGAAAAGCCGGCGGCCCCACCCGGUGUGUUCAACUGUCGCUUCAGCAGCCCCUCCACCGCCCUCUACAGAAAAAAGAAGAAGCCCACGAGUUUCGUGCCGCCCCCAGGCUUAGGCACGGUGGCGGUGCCCUUCUGGAGGCGGCCUCUGCCCUCGUCGAGCGAGAACGAAGGCAGCAGCGUCGGCUCCCGCGUCAACAUCCACCAGAAACUCCAAGAGAAAAAGCAGAAACAGCUGGCGGAGUUGAAGAUAAUCGAAGAGGAGAUCAAACAAGGGAAACUCGUGGGACCGGAAGGGGCGGAUCUGGAUGAUCGACAGCCCAUUCCGAGGGCGAAGCGCCACGUGGAGCCUCACUUGCUCAGUUUAGCGUCUUUGAACAAUUUAGCUAGUUACGGGGUGAAUUUGAAUAGGCGGCCGCCGCCGAGGGCCCCCAGGAGCAGGACUCCGGAGCUCUUGUUGGCGCCGAGGUAUUUGUACUGCGACUGCAUUGUGCCCCCGGAGCCCGAGAACGUGGAGCUGCCGGGGCCCCACGCGCCGUCCGAUCUGGAAAGUCAAGUUUCGCUUCCGAGGUCCUAUACUCUGCCCAGGGAGUUCAAGUACUACAGGAGGCAGAGGGCCGGCAGGCCGAUACAGACUGUCGCCUCCACCAAUAGCAGCGACGGGGACGUGGAUUCCGCCGACGACGAGUCGGACUGUAAUCCGCCCCCGGCGAUGGUGAGGCAGCUGAGGAGGCCGUUCAGGCACGAGACCAAGCUGUAAAUGAAGCUUGAUUCUGUAUAUUAUUUUUGAUAAGGAUUUACACUUUUUAUAUGUAUUUACUGUUUACAAAUUUUAUGCGUAAGGUUUUGUACUUAAAUUAUAUUUUUAUAUUGUAAUAUUUAUUAUUGUACAUCAUUAUUAUAACUAUAUUUCUUGA
Messenger RNA from Zophobas morio, 2310 nucleotides. Its product is annotated as XK-related protein 7-like. Bases 417 to 2153 code for a protein of 578 amino acids. The transcript has 2 exons. The record is from RefSeq and is a predicted model, not a curated record. NCBI's taxonomy places the organism in Eukaryota, Metazoa, Arthropoda, Insecta, Coleoptera, Tenebrionidae. Gene Ontology annotation, biological process: phosphatidylserine exposure on apoptotic cell surface; apoptotic process involved in development; engulfment of apoptotic cell. Gene Ontology annotation, cellular component: plasma membrane.